Molecule: messenger RNA, 2164 nt
Organism: Humulus lupulus (European hop)
Lineage: Eukaryota; Viridiplantae; Streptophyta; Magnoliopsida; Rosales; Cannabaceae
Product: transcription termination factor MTEF18, mitochondrial
Exons: 1
Coding region: 181-1896 (571 amino acids)
Biological process (GO): chloroplast organization; regulation of DNA-templated transcription
Cellular component (GO): chloroplast
Molecular function (GO): double-stranded DNA binding
Source: RefSeq, a predicted model, not a curated record
UAAUGAUUAGAUUGUUUGUUAAGAAGGGGUUGUUCUCGCCGUUCCGGGCGCCGUCUCUGAGCUGAGCUACGGCCCAUUUCAAUGGCCGAUUUCUACACUCUUCUUUCUCCCGGGAUGAGAAAAGUCCCUUAAAACUCCAUUGUUGCAACACUUGAAAGCUUUUAGCGACUCUACUCUACCAUGACCAUUCCCCAAUCACUAUUCAUCGUCGUCCGCCACUUCUCCUCAGCUUCCACCAUACCCAAGGGCCUCUCCAGAUACCCAAACCUUCCCCAAAUCCAUUCUAAGUACAAGCCUAAAGUCGUGGAAGAAGCUCAGAAAGCCUUGGUCGAGUACCUCCACGCCACCAGGUCCUUGCCCUUCACCUAUGCCGAGCACAUUGGCCGAAACUCCAUUGUCUCGCUCGCCAAUCUAAUCCGAAAGAUCGAUUUCUCUGCCCCAACUUUCUCCAGAAGCUUCCGGAAGCUCCUCAGGUACCAGCCCAUCAAUGAAUUUGAGUUUUUCUUUGAAAGCAUUGGGAUAGAUCAUAGUGAUGUGCCUGGGUUUUUGCCUGCGAACAAGUUCUUCUUUUCUGAAGAUGGGUCUGUUCUUAAUGCUGCUUAUGCUCUUUCUGGAUUUGGGUUUCCAUGGAAUAGGUUGGGGAAGUUGUAUAGAGAAGAAGUUUUGAUUUUUAGUAGAAGUUCUUCUGAGCUUAAGGCUAGGCUUAAUGGGUUUAAAGAAUUUGGCUUUGCUAGUUUAUCUGUGGUUGGUAUAUGUUUAGCUUUUCCUUAUUUGUUGAGGUUGGAAGGUGAAUUGGGUGGUGAGGUUGAGGCUUUGUUUUGUGAUUUGAAAAGGGUUUUUGUAGAAUUCAAUAUGGGGAGUUCUGUUGAGGGAAAUGUGGAUGCUUGGUUUGACGUUUGUAGUAAGGUUAAGGUGUUUUAUGAUUUGGGUUGUGAGAAGGGAAAGGUUGGGGAACUAAUGUGUAGGAAGAAAGGGCUUUUUCUUGAAUGCCCAAAAGAGGUUUUGGUUCAAAAAGCAAACUACUUUUGUAAAUUGGGUGUUGGAGCAGAUUGUGUGGGGUUGUUUCUUCUUCAGAGUCCUGAAAUGUUGAGUCUUGACUUUGAAACACCGGCGAUUUCGAUUUUGGGAUUGUUGAAACAUUUUGGAUUGAGCUCUGAAGAAUUGCAGCAUGUUAGUCAAAAGUACCAUCAUGUGUUGGGAAGAAAUAAAAUGGCUAAUUUGCCUCGGGUGAUGAGGGCUUUGGAUCUUCAUGAAUGGUUCUUUGAUAAGAUUGAGAGCUCAAAUGGCCAAUUACUGGCAGCUUACACCAUUGCUUCUCCUGAUGAAGAUAUAGACACAGAGUUUGAAAGUGCAUUGAAGAAGAUGGAAUCUUCAAGGACACCGAUUCAUACGAUGUGUAAACUGGAGUUUUUGAAAGGAAUUGGGUUUGGAGAGAACGCUUUGACUAUGAAGGUCCUAAAAAACUUACAUGGAACCAGCAGUGAGUUACAGAAACGGUUUGAUUGCCUUCUUAGCAAGGGUAUUGAAUACUCAAAGCUCUGUUUUCACAUUAGGAUGGCACCGAAAAUUCUCGGUCAAAGCCCAGAAAUGUUGGAACAGAAGGUAAACUUUUUGUGCCAGGAUAUGGGAUCAUCACUGCAGUACCUUGAUAAUUUCCCAGCAUUUUUGUGUUUUGAUCUAGAAAACCGGAUCAAACGCAGAUAUGGAUUUUAUGUUUGGCUUGAGGAGAAUGGUUUAUGUAACAAAAACUACUCCAUUGCAAGCUUGAUUGCUACCAGUGAAAAGCAAUUCCUUGCCCGGCUGUUUGGAAUUCACCCGGCUGCUCCGAAACAGUAUUUAGAGUGUUGUUCAUACAAAGUGCCCUUCAAUAAUUCCCAGAGAAAGUUUCUGAUUUAAAUCUUAAACCAGUGUGUUGAGAACUUCCUUUAGAAGUUUGCCUGAGAAAUUAACCCUUAACAUAGACCCUUAUGAAAGUUUUGCUGAUUUCUGUUUAAUAUUUCUGGUAAAAUGAUCAUCAAUUUUUUUUCCCUACAGUUCAGGUUCAAACAUGGUUAAGAUUACUUAUGGCCUUAAGGCUUGUACAUGUGGAGAUUGUCAUUUUGUUGUAUAAUUAUUUAUGGCAUCAAGAAUUUUGCAUCAGAAAUAAAUAUACAUUUUUUUCCCA